Messenger RNA from Lagopus leucura (white-tailed ptarmigan), 4973 nucleotides. RefSeq names its product ephrin A5 (gene EFNA5). The coding region runs from base 198 to 884 and encodes 228 amino acids. The transcript is spliced from 5 exons. Gene Ontology annotation, cellular component: plasma membrane; external side of plasma membrane. Gene Ontology annotation, molecular function: ephrin receptor binding. The record is from RefSeq and is a predicted model, not a curated record. Lineage: Eukaryota; Metazoa; Chordata; Aves; Galliformes; Phasianidae. Gene Ontology annotation, biological process: axon guidance; regulation of actin cytoskeleton organization; ephrin receptor signaling pathway.
GAGCCUCGCUAGCUGCGGCACGGCGCGGAGCCCACUGCUCGCGGUUAUCCCCUCCCGCUCUCUCGUGCACCCGGAGAAGGCUCGGUUCCUCCUAUCCUCUUUUUUUAAAAUUAUUUUUAUUUUUUACUUCUGCCUUUUUUCCUCCCUCCCCGUUCCCCCCAACCUUUUCCCAAUUUUUCCGCAUUCGUCUCCCCGCGAUGCCGCACGUGGAGAUGCUGCUGCUGGCGGUCGCGGCGCUGUGGGUGUGCGUGCGCGGGCAGGAGCCCGGCGCCAAGGCGGUGGCCGACCGCUACGCCGUCUACUGGAACAGCACCAACCCCAGGUUCCAGCAGGGUGACUACCACAUUGAUGUGUGCAUUAACGACUACCUGGAUGUAUUCUGCCCUCACUAUGAAGAUUCGGUGCCAGAAGAUAAGACCGAACGCUAUGUUCUGUACAUGGUGAACUUUGAUGGCUACAGCUCCUGUGAUCACAUUUCCAAAGGGUUCAAGAGGUGGGAGUGCAAUCGGCCACACUCUCCGAAUGGACCGUUGAAGUUCUCAGAAAAAUUCCAACUCUUCACACCCUUCUCACUCGGAUUUGAGUUCAGGCCAGGCCGGGAGUAUUUCUACAUCUCUUCUGCGAUCCCAGAUAAUGGAAGGAGAUCCUGUCUAAAGCUUAAGGUCUUUGUGCGACCAGCAAACAGCUGUAUGAAAACUAUAGGUGUUCAUGAUCGUGUUUUCGAUGUUAACGACAAAGUAGAAAAUUCAUUAGAACCAGCAGAUGAUACCGUACAUGAGUCAGCCGAGCCAUCCCGUGGUGAGAACGCGGCACAGACACCGAGGAUACCCAUCCAGCUUUUGGCAACUCUAUUGUUCCUCCUGGCAAUGCUUUUGAUAUUAUAGCACAGUAUGCUCCAGCAACCUGUCGCAGAAAAUUUCAGGGUCUUGGAACAUCAAAGAUCCGCCUAACUGCUCAUCCCAAGAAAGGGACUUUAUUGUUUUUGCAGAUGUCAAAUCGUUAUUUUUCCCUUUUCCCUUUUCUUCUCCCUUUUAGCCUGAACUCAGCAAAAAUUUGAAGGGGAUAACUAGCUUCAGCACCCAUCCCUACCUACCCUGUGACUUUCUGAACCCCUCCAUACAAAUAAAAGGACUCCAAAUGAAAAUGCCAAACUAUAAUAGUGACACUAGUGAUUCUUAUUUUCCUCUGCAUUCUCCUUUAAGAAGUCACCUCUGUUAGCUCACUGUGUCAUCCGAAUGUAGACAAGGAAGAGUAGUGGCAAAUACAGUCAGUGGAGGAUAAGCAAACUGAAUGAAAGCCUGGGAGAGUUUUUCUCUCCAAUACAAUAUUUAUGCCUUCUCAUUCAGCACUGUAAGAUGAUCAUGCGGGGCAUCGUGUCACCGUGUCAGGACUGGAGGGGAAAUAUUAAUAGCAGGUAUAAUACCAUUUCCUCCGGGAGUUCUAAAUGAGCAGGCUUCUGAAAGGGAAAGGUAAUGUUUCUUGUAGGAUUGUCCUGAAACACCUUUUUUUGCUCACAAGUAGAAACACUGUCUUUGGUGAGAGAAAGAGGUUAGUAUUUAGAAAUGUUAGCACACAGCAGGCAAGGUCAGAUUUAGGAAACUUCACUGGGGGUGUGAGUGCCUCUGUUAUUUCGUUUUAAGGGGAUAAUGCACACCGGGUUAUUUUAUUUUAAAAGAAAUCACCGUGGUGCUAAUUUUUUUUUCUUGAAAUGCAGAGGCACUUUUGAGAAUAAAGUGACCUUCCCCAGCACUGACUUAGUAGCUGAGAACCUUAGAUGCUGCUUUGGGUGUUAAUACAUGCUAAUAGAGAACAUCAGAGGAAUCAUUUUUGGAACAAAGGAUCUCCAGUGUGCUCUUGAUUUGUCUCUCCUGCAAGUUCCUCAGUCAUGGGAAUAAACCACAAGUAGCAGAAGCCAGGACCACCUAGUAGCAUUGUUUGGUGGGGGGAAAGAAAAGAAGUGUGGAAUACGAAUUCAAAUGUUGAUUUUUUGUCUUUUCCCCUUCCAGCACAGUUUGAAGAGUAGAGGAAACGUGUUUAUCAGCCAGAGAUAAACUAGAUGGGCUCCCAAAGACUUAACAAAAUAUUUUUUUAAAAAUCCACUAGAAUAGAAAAUACAUUAUUUAGAUAUACUUUAUGCUGAGAGUGAGUAUAUAUGCUUGUCCUAUUUAAACAUGUGAGAAAAGUGGUAACCCUUGGUGCAAGUAGGAAAUGAUACUGUCUUGUUUGAUGGAAUAGGAAGUGACUCUGUUUAGGAAAUCUUAGCCUUGGCGAAAGUAGAACUUGGAAAAGUCAUUUGCCAGGAAGUGUAAGAGUUGGGGUUUUUUUUUUUUUUUUGUCUGAGCUACCAUGAAAUUUGAACUGCUAAGCAUAAUCAGGGAAAUAUCAGGCAAAGACUGAAACAAAACGUUUCUAGACAAAAACUGUGAUAAUUAUGUUAAAUGUGAAAGAAAACAUGAAAUGCAUUCAAACUAAACAAGGGGUUUCUAUAUUCUGAAAAAAACCUCUAUCAUAACAAAACUGAGUGGUACAAAUAAUGGACAAUAUUUUGUAAGCAUUUUUUUUUCUUUUCUAAUGAAGAAAAACUUUACAAAAGUUGUAAGCAGCCCACUAUUCAGUAAAGAAGGAAAAGGGGAAAUAAAUUUAAGAUUUUUAAGAUUUUAUGCAUGCUUAACCACAACCUGAGCUUGCCUGAUAUUGUGCAACAAGAUUGGUGUUGCAGGGCCUUUGCUUACAGUAGUAAUGUAGGAAAUUUCCGCUACUGUUAAAGGCACAGAAUAAAGACAUAGAGUCUAAACAGUGAGGUAAGUCACCAUCCCAUUACAGUCUGGCUGGUACUUCUUGCUCUUUAACUUGGAUGUGCUUGUUAAGCACAUUCAUGCUUCCUUCAGGUAGCAAGUAAAGAGGAUGAGGUGAGGUUAAUCAAAAAUGCGCCUUAUCAAUUGGAUUAUUAACUGGAGUACAGGUAAUACUGCAUGAUAGUAAUCAUAUUAAAAUGAUUCAUAGCAAUUGCAGGCAGUUAUAGCAACAGUGCCAAUCUUAUGUAGAAAUGGUGAUUUCAUUUUUCAUCCUAUGUCUCUAAAUAAUGUCAAAGUUUGAGAUGUAUGCUUGUUCACAGCAGACUCUUUUCAUUUGUACUGUUUCGUGUGGAGUUCAGCCCUUCACGUUAUCACAGGGCCCAGCUGGGUGUUGGAUGAGGGAUAGUGUGAGUGACCCAGCUGCAGAGCAGAUCCCUGUGCUGCCAGGGGUGGCCAGAAGACCACAAGACAGUUUGGCACACGGUGGCAUCAGGCAAUUCCAGUCAUAGCAGAACGUGCUAGUGGGUUUUGUGUUGGGAAGCAAAUCUCUGGAGGCCUGAAUGCAAAUGUUGGUGCCAACUGAUAAAAGAUUUCUGGUCCCUUCCAUCUGCCCCUUCUCAAGCCCAAGGGACUGAUUCUCCCAGCCUGUGCAGCUUACUUACCCCCGUGACCUGCACUCCUGGCUGCCAAGGCCAUUGCAAAGCGAAGCAGGGAAAAUAGGGAUCAGUCAGUUUAGUGGAUACUGUGUAUCCUUUAAUAGGCAAGGUAACAUUUCGUGUUAGUUUAGAAUAUUGUUUUGUACUGUACUUAACUUGGAUGGCGAAGGAAAGACAAGUAAAACUUAAAGCUAUGUUCUUUAAAUUCUGUAUUAUUAGCAACCUCUGUUGUAUAUAGUGUUUGAUAAUAAAGUAUUAAUUUGAUUCUUAUGUCUUUUGUAAGUGAGAACAAUAGACUUUCAGGAUAUAAAAAUCAUGCGUUGAUUACAAGACAGAGCUUUGAAGCAUCAAGUGUGAUCAUGGCUGAGAACUGAGAGACAAGUAGCCAUGAUACUGCAGCAUACAGGACUCAUCUUUGGAAAUCGUUCAUCUAUUGCAAGUCUUCACAUUGUCAAGACCUGGAAAACAUGACUUUUGGUGAUCAAUGUUUUGUCGUCAGUGUUUUAAGGUCUAAUGUUGGAGCCCCAUGGUUUUUGUGUUAGUUUUUGUUCUUUUGUAUCACAUUUGUUUCUAAAAUUGCUUUGGGGAUAUAACAACUCUUCUGUUUGUUUGGGUUUUUGAUGUUGUUUGGUUCUUUUUUUUUUUCUUUAUUCCUUCUGAUUUUGUUUUCACGAAUAGGUUUUUGUUUUGUUUUGUUUUGUUUUCCAGAAAGGAUCUUGCCAGUGUCAUGUGUGAUACAUACGUACUUGGUUUCAAAACAGCUAGAAACAAAUUUGGGAGGUAUUGAGAGUAGAUGAGUAGGUUGUUUCCUUUCCUAUAUAAUUAUGGAAGGAAAAUGGUUGCAUUUGUACCUGUUGAUUCCCACCCCUACCCCUCAAAACUGAAUUUUAUCCAUUGCCUUGUGAGAGCAGUGGCUCUGUCACUUUCAGAGAUGUAGGAGAGAGUGUUAACUCUUCCCCUCCUUUCAUUAUACUUGGAUUUUGUAAUCACCAGUUUUACUGUACAAACCUCCACACUUCUCUCCCCUUUUACUGCCCUUCCUCCUCUCCCACUCCCCUCCUUUUUUAAUUUGGAGCCGUGAAUGGGCAGAUCUGUUUCUGGCCUGGCAUCACUGAGUUUUUCCCAUGCAUUCGCCCUCGAGCUUCUCAGAUGUGAGACAAAUCUCCCUGCAAUAGGCUUGCUGCCAUUGUCUGUACAGUUUAAUAGAUGCUGGCAUGUUGGAGGUUACCCAUGAGUCUGCGAAAUCCGCUUUCCAUGCUUACUCUUGACACCCCCAUUGAAGCCACUCAUUGUGUAUGCAUCUGGGUAUGAAAGUCCAGCUCAGUGUGGUCCUGUGCUUGUACUGCCCUGCUUUGCAGUUUCUUUGCACUUAUUCAUUGAGUGCUGUUUUUGAAAUGCUUACAAUAUAUGAAUCUAAAAAUGUUUAAAAAAAAAAAGAACCCUGCCCCUAAGAUCUGUAUUUGUAUAUACACGUGUCCGUACAAUUAUACUUAAAUAAAAUUAAAGAUUUUCAUCAUUUUAA